GAAACGAACACAAUCCACCAACCCAACCAAGACGCAUAUUUGAUAUUUUUUUUACUCCUAAUUUUUUCUAAACCCUAAUCCUCUUCCUCCUCUGCCAUUAUUCUUUCUUCUUCUACCAGAAUCUCUCCACAUUUUCUUAUCCUCUCUCUACUCCCAUGGCUUCUGCAACCGCCACGUGGACUCCUUCCUCCCUCCAGCUCCGUCUCGCUUUUAGCUCCGGCGUUCGUCGGAAUUCUCGCGCCGUUUACUUACGACCUUCGCGGUUAGCUAGGAAAUCGGGUUGUGGAGUUGUCUGUGUUUCGCAGAAGCCUGAAGUUGACGCUGCGUGGACCGGAUCGGAUUCGUCUAAGCCACCAUCCGAUGGCUUGGCUGGUUGGGAUGAUUCUGGUAACGAUGAUAAGCAGAAGUCUUCUAGAGCUAAGAAGAAGAGUUUAAUUGAAGGUGUAGUUGGUGCUGGAGUGGCUGGAAUCAUUUUGUUUGUUGGACUAAGCUUUGCAACAGCAUCUUUUAACAAGCGAACAAAGAAACAGGAGAUGCAUUCGUUGACAUCUCAGCAGGAAAGCAUGAUUCAGUCAUCUGAUGAAAUUUCUAGUGAUGAGAUCAAGGUAGAUAACAGUGAGGAAAACACUCUUAAGGACGAGGAUAGGAGUAUAGAAAACAAUGAUAUAGCUCAGCAAGGUGAUGAAGGGUCUGGUGAAGAUAAACUACUUGGUAAGGAGACAUCUUCAGUUGAUAGUGUCAUGCCUGAUGAAACAGAAGCCACUGAAAGUAUCCCUCAAAAUACGCCUGAAGCAGAUUUGGUGAUCGUCGUUGAAACUGAUCUUGAGACAGCAGAAAGUGAGAAAAUAAGUUCUGAAUCUAAGUCUCUGUUAGACACAUCCACUGAGCCUAUUCUUCUAGAUUCAGAAAGUAGUAAUCUUGGGGAUGCGGAAAAUCCAACUUCUGAAAAUCCAGAUAGCCUUCUGGACACUGAACUAGCCGAUGUGUCUGAUUUUGAAAAUCGUGUUAACAGUCCGAAUGAAGAUUCCCUGUCGUCUUUAUCUGACAUCGACACUUAUGCAGCCAACGGGACUUUAACUGAGGAGCUUCCUGAGGUUUCUCCGGUAAAUGUCACGGGAACAACUCUCUCCACUGUAACUGCGGAGCUUCCUGAGGUUGACGGAACACCCGAGUACUUGGCUGCGGAAAGUAUGUCAUCAGUCUCAGACAUAGAUACAAUGAAAGAAACUGAAUCUUCAGAAACUCCUGUGCCAGAAUCAACAGAUGGGGCAUACGAUCAACUAAACAUAAAUAGUCAAGAUGAGCUCGACAAUGGACCGCCUUUGAAAAUACCGAGUGGUGGAAGUGUAUAUUCUUCUGCGGGAAUUCCUGCACCUUUUAUGUCUGUCCUAGUUAAUCCUGGAAAGAUUCUUGUCCCUGCAGCUGCGGAUCAGGUGCAGUGUCAAGCAUUUGCAGCUCUGCAAGUUCUGAAGGUCAUUGGAACUGACACCCAACCUAGUGAUCUAUGUACUCGCAGAGAAUAUGCCAGGUGGCUGGUAUCUGCCAGCAGCGCAUUAUCAAGAAACACAACCUCGAAGGUGUAUCCUGCUAUGUAUAUAGAGAAUGUUACUGAGCUUGCUUUCGAUGAUGUUACUCCUGAAGACCCUGAUUUUUCAUCCAUUCAAGGGUUGGCAGAAGCGGGACUUAUCACGAGCAAGCUUUCUAACCGUGAUUUGCUUGACGAUGCUGAAGGCACAUUCUUGUUUUCCCCUGAAAGCCUUCUUUCACGCCAAGAUCUUAUAAGCUGGAAAAUGGCCUUGGAGAAACGACAGCUUCCAGAAGCUGAUAAAAAGAUGCUGUAUGAACUCUCGGGUUUCACUGACAUCGAGAAGAUAAACCCAGAUGCAUGGCCUGCCAUUAUUGCAGAUUUAUCUACUGGGGAACAAGGAAUUGCUGCUCUUGCAUUUGGUUGUACAAGAUUGUUUCAGCCUCAGAAACCGGUCACUAAAGGGCAAGCUGCCAUUGCUCUUUCAAGUGGUGAGGCAUCUGAUAUUGUUAGUGAAGAAUUGGCACGUAUUGAAGCAGAAUCUAUGGCUGAAAAAGCUGUGUCUGCUCAUAACGCCCUUGUUGCUGAAGUAGAAAAAGACGUCAAUGCCAGCUUUGAGAAAGAGCUUUCCAUGGAACGGGAAAAGAUUGAAGCAGUCGAGAAAAUGGCGGAACUAGCGAAAGCGGAGUUGGAGCAGCUGAAGGAGAAGAGAGAGGAAGAGAAUCUGGCAUUGGUGAAAGAACGAGCUGCUGUCGAGUCAGAAAUGGAGGUGCUCUUAAGGUUAAGACGUGAAGCAGAAGAGAAGCUGGAGGAUUUGAUGAGUAACAAGGCGGAAAUAUCUUUUGAGAAGGAGAGGGUUUCCAAUCUUCGAAAAGAGGCUGAAGAAGAGAGCCAACGGAUUUCAAAGUUACAGUAUGAAUUGGAAGUUGAACGAAAAGCCCUGUCUAUGGCCAGAUCGUGGGCCGAGGAAGAAGCAAAGAGAGCUAAAGAACAAGGAAGAUCCUUAGAAGAGGCAAGAAAGCGAUGGGAAACAAAUGGACUGAGAGUUGUUGUUGACAAAGACCUUCAAGAGACGAGCGUUGGAGAGACGGAACAAAGCGUAUUACUAAACGAAGUGGAGGGAUCUUCGGUUGAAGAAACUGAGGAGAGAGCCAAAACCCUCAUGGAUAAGCUGAAAGAGAUGGCUGGAACCGUGGGAGGAAAAUCCCGGGAAGUGAUUUUCAUUGUGAUGGAGAAAAUACGAUCGUGGAUUACAAUUUUGCAGGAAUACACAGAGAAUUUAGGAAAGCGAGCCGGAGAAAUGAGAGAUGCGGCCAUUGUUAAGGCAAAAGGAGCUGCUGAGGAAGUUGGGAAAGGGACAGUUCAGGUGAGCGAUAAGGUCAAGAGAAUGGCUGAGGAGUGUAGAGAUGGAGUUGGAAAGCUCUCUCAGAAGUUCAAGACCUAAGUAAGAAAAGUCCUUUCAACUUUUUGUAUUUUGUUUCUAAAUGAAUAAAAUAAAGAGAAUAAUGGGAUGACCAUUACAUUUACAGUACUGGUCAGUGGUGAUCAGAACUCAAAAUUGUAUCAUUUUGUAAUCUUUUGUUAUGUUACUAAUAUUUACCAUCAGUGCGAUAUGUUACAGUU
Capsella rubella is the source of this 3148-nucleotide messenger RNA. RefSeq lists its product as uncharacterized. The coding region runs from base 156 to 2969 and encodes 937 amino acids. The record is from RefSeq and is a predicted model, not a curated record. The transcript has 10 exons. NCBI's taxonomy places the organism in Eukaryota, Viridiplantae, Streptophyta, Magnoliopsida, Brassicales, Brassicaceae.